Messenger RNA from Zingiber officinale, 804 nucleotides. RefSeq lists its product as uncharacterized. The transcript has a single exon. Bases 176 to 610 code for a protein of 144 amino acids. Lineage: Eukaryota; Viridiplantae; Streptophyta; Magnoliopsida; Zingiberales; Zingiberaceae. The record is from RefSeq and is a predicted model, not a curated record.
GUGGGGAAGCUAGCUGUUUAAUUUGGGCAUGUGGGUGGUCCAUGGCUGCGUCUCGACCACACGCAUGGCACUCGACAAACCAAAUUGUUGAAAAAGCAACAACACCAACAACAAUCCUAGAAGCUUAGUACUCCUCCUCUUCCUGCGAAUCAGCAAUGAAAAUUAAUUAAUAUGAAUGGAGUUGCUUCCAAGGGACUCGAAGAAGCUUGAUCAGCCUCACCCGAUGGCGAGGGCAUCGUCGGAGAUGGAAGGGAGGUGCAGGAAGCACCCUGAGCACCGGCAGUCCCAAGGAGUGUGCGCCUUCUGCCUCAGGGAAAAGCUGUCUCACCUCUCCGCGUCUUCCUCCGCCAAUUCCUUCGCCGCCUCUUCCUCCUCCUCUCGCAACUCCAACCUCUCUUCUUCCCCUCCUAGCAGCCAAGCCCUCGCCAAGCCUGAGCCUCUGCGGAAAAGCCGGUCGCUGGCUUUCACGAUCGGGAGGCCGGGAGGUGAUCAGGAAGAUAAGGAGAAGAAGAAGAUGAAGACGAUGAAGAAGAGGAAGAAGGAAGAGGAGGAGAAGAAGAAGAAGAGCAAGAAAGGGAGCUUUUGGUCGGCGAGGUGGACUCUCUUCUGAUCGAUGCAUGCGUUUUCUCUGCCUUAAUUUGAGCAAGAUUUUUACAAGCCUUUGCCUUAUAAAAGUGUUCUGUACUGUGCAUAAAAAAAAUUCCCCCCUAAAAUUUCAAAGAUACAGAUCAGAACUUGUACAUGCAACUCUGAAUAAAUUUCCUUAGCUAUUUAGUGAUCUCAACCAUGAGGUCUUUCUGUUUA